Trypanosoma theileri is the source of this 384-nucleotide messenger RNA. RefSeq lists its product as uncharacterized. NCBI's taxonomy places the organism in Eukaryota, Euglenozoa, Kinetoplastea, Trypanosomatida, Trypanosomatidae. The transcript has a single exon. Bases 1 to 384 code for a protein of 127 amino acids. The record is from RefSeq and is a predicted model, not a curated record.
AUGGUAUUGUUGUGGGUGGAUGUUGAGGUUGGGGUUGCAUGGGUGGGUGGUGGGUGGUGGGUUUGUUUGGCUGGUAUACUUGAUUUAAUUUGUUUUGUUGUAGGUGUUAGUGGUAUUGUCACUUUGAUUGAUGUGCUGUGGAUAUGGGUGUUGGUUUGUUGUUUAUUUCAUUAUUAUUUGAGUUGGGUGAUUUGUGAUUUGUGGUUGUACUAUUGGUUGCUUUGUGGUGGAGUCUUGGAGUUGGAGGUGUGUUAUUGUUUUGGAGUCUUGGAAAAAUCCUUGGAAAAAAUUGGGAAAAAUAGGUCAGAUUUUCGGAGAAUUUUUUGGAUUUUAGGGGUGUUCAACUUUUUUGGAGGGAAAUUCAUGCAUGUUCCCCGUUGUUAA